Trematomus bernacchii (emerald rockcod) is the source of this 4768-nucleotide messenger RNA. It is a transcript of the gene stard7, whose product is annotated as StAR-related lipid transfer (START) domain containing 7. The transcript is spliced from 8 exons. Gene Ontology annotation, molecular function: lipid binding. Bases 1607 to 2830 code for a protein of 407 amino acids. The record is from RefSeq and is a predicted model, not a curated record. Lineage: Eukaryota; Metazoa; Chordata; Actinopteri; Perciformes; Nototheniidae.
UGGCGCUCACAUCGGUUUUUAUAACUCGUCGAUCGGUGACUUUUAAACUACGCUAUCUGAAGAAAAAUAACAAAGAAAAAUCGAAUUCGUAACUUCAAAAUAUGUAUUUUUUACGUUUUCAUUUGUUUAUGUCUUUAGAGAAAUAUACAAGUUACUGACAGUUAUAUUACACGUAAUUUACACCUGUUCCUCGCUAGUAGCCAAAAAAGUGACCUCGACUUAAUAAAAGAUUAGAUAGGAGGAUUGUCAAUGUCAAUAAAGAGAAAAACCGCAACAUUCAAGUUAACUUGUGUUUGUGUUUCUAGCUUUCACUCCAACAGUCAAUAACAGGCUUUUAUCAUCGACCUCCUUCAAGCGUAGGACUACUCGACUUUACGAUGUGAGGUAAACAAAUGUGUUUACGUUGUGCUCAUUAGUCAAAUGUUGUACUGCAGCCUGUUAUAGCAGUCAGAAUAUAAUCGAUAUGUCGGUUGCUUCUGUUGUUUUUAUUGUUAAGAUAAAACAGAAAAAGAAAAAGGCACAUGCUGUGUUUGCACGAGGUAAACAAAUAUCUAGUAAUGGUCUUAUGGUACUGAAAUCCCUCACUCCUUUCAUGGGAAAGACAUGGUCCGAUAAAUCGAAACACAUUAGACACUUCCAUUGAUAUCUGGGCAGCCUGAGUGGUGUCCAAUGCAAUGCAAUAUUUUAUAAAAAUCAUUGAGGCCAGUGCUCAGAUGUACAAUUUUUAAAAAUAUUUGUUGAUAACAUUUUUACUUUUGAUGAAAUAACUAUUUCUUUGAUGAGUUAUGGACUCUUUGUUGAUAUAUUGACACCUAGUUUUAUGUAUGAUUAAACAGCGCCAUCUGCCGUAUACUACUAUAAUAACAUACAAUACAUAACAGAAAUUGGUGUUUUGUCCUUAUCCUUUUAUAAGGUGAUUCGAUGCGCUUUUGUUAUAAUGUUUAACUAGCCCUCCCCCUACACGGUAAGACGCUAAAUCUGAUCCCAGUUAAUCGAAGAAACUGGAAAGUGGGGGGCUUAGGUAAGGGGCUAGCGUACUUGCUUGUGCCCGAACAAUUCAUUUAAGACAGGCUCCCACUGGGACCAAUCAGAAUAGGCCUUGAAAAACAAACGUCUAAUGACCGGCCGCCGUACAGUUGGUAGGCGGGACUUCCGUGUGGGUGUGUAGGAGACUGUAGUAAAAGGAGGUCAAAUGUUCUACAAGAGUUUGCAAUCGUGAAGCUGUGCCCAGGAAAGAUUUACAGGUAGACAAUUGUGUUGGAAUUACACUUGAAGAUAUAAUCUACACUGUCGUUAUUAGAGAAUCGAUUGAGAAAGAAGGCGGUGUUGAGUGUGGUACUUGUAGACAUUUGACUCAUAACGUUAGCUAGCUUGAUGCUAAAGACACAUGACGCGUGCUCGUGGACAUCUCCUUAACUAACGUUAAAACCAGAGUCAAAGUAUGACUUUAGCUGGACAUAAAUCCGUGUUUUUAUCCGUAUAAAGGUUAUGCGUUGUGCAUCUCAACAUACCCUUUAUCAUUAGCUGAGAAGUUUGUUAGCUAGCUGCUGCACUUUGCUGAAACUAAUUUGUUUUUGGAAACGUGUGUCACGGUAACGCUGCUGGUAUGUUUCACUCUAUGCCCCGUCGUCCGAUCUGUGAGAUCGGUGUAACUACAUUAAAGCUUCAAAGCUGCAGGACAUUCAGGAGAACAGUCGAGGAGGGCAGAGGAAAGCUUGAGAGUCUCCCAUGGCUGGAUAGGAGCAUGGGCCUGCUGCUGUCCUGGCUGCAGAGGGCAGGUGUCGGUGCCAGUGAGGCUGCUGGAUCCGUACAGAAGAGGAAGGGCCUGCUCUCCAUAUUUGCCGAUCACUUCGGCUUUGUAACCGGACAGAGGCUCCGGCGUUCGUGCCAGAUCGGAGAGCUUUAUUCUAACCUGUACUCCGAGCGGACCAGGUCGACCCUGGUUGGUAACCUAUGGCGCAGAUUUCAGAGCAAGAAUGCACCCAAUGGGAAGCUGUUCGCGGCCCUGGCUGGUAUAUUCAUGUGGGAUAGUGAGAAGAUUCAAGAUGAAGAAAUUCACAGGUGUGGACUUGAACUACACGAAAUAGAGUCUGUCAAAUGUCAAAACACAGCUUCAGGGACAGCUUCCAGACUUGAACCUGGCUGGGAAGUUGUGAUGGAUAAAAAAGGCUUCAAAGUGUGGAAGCGACCCAUACCUGACAGUCACCUCUACGAAUACAGAGUGUUGGGCUCCUACAACGAUGUCACCCCAAGGCAGUUCUUCAAUGUACAGUUGGAUACAGAGUACAGGAAGACGUGGGAUGCACUGGUUAUCAAGCUGGAAGUGGUGGACAGAGAUGUCUCUACAGGCUCUGAAGUUGUGCACUGGGCUACACACUUUCCUUAUCCCAUGUACUCAAGGGACUAUGUGUACGUGCGCCGCUAUGAUGUGGACCCAGAAAACAACCUGAUGGUUCUGGUAUCCAGAGCCGUCCAGCAUCCCAGAGUCCCUGAGACUCAGGAGUUUGUAAGGGUCCAUUCAUACGAGUCAAAGAUGGUCAUCCGCCCUCACAAGUCCUUCGAUGAGAAUGGAUUUGAUUAUCUGCUGACCUACAGUGAUGACCCUCAGACAGCCUUUCCCCGUUACUGCGUGAACUGGAUGGUGUCAAGUGGUAUGCCUGAUUUUCUAGAGAAGCUGCAUAGUGCCACCUUGAGGGCCAAGAACUUGGAAGUGGGGAUCUUCGACUACGCCAGUGUCAUCAAAUCCAGUGACGCCAACCGCCAAUCGAGCCAGGAGCGCCUCGGAGGAGAAAAGUCACACAAAGGUGGUUCUGGACAGAUCUACGCUUGAGAUGGAUAUUUUAUAGACCUGGGGUUAUGUUGCUGUGUUUUCACGUGCACUUGAACUUCGAUUAUACCCUCCAGCCCAACUUUUAAGUAGAUUGCAUGAACUGCAAAUGGAAGUUGUAACCUACGUUAAAGACAAGUAAAUAAUAUGUCCAUCCGUAGACAUGGCCAAAUCGGUGAUAGAUGAACAAGAACAAUGGACUGUGAAGGCAGCAUUACUGUGCUUUGGUGCAACCGUUUCUGUGGAGAUUUUCAUUCAGACUGCUGACAUUGGCCCUAUAAUGGCCUAACCACGCAGGCAGUGCAAUGGGUUAUUAUUUGCCUCAUUUGGUAAUGAUGUAUUUCUUGUCAAGAUUGAGCCAAAAUUCCUAAUUGUAGAGAUGCUUUUGCCAAAAAACUUCCUCUCAAUUGUCAUUCUAUGUCUUCCAUUGUUCGACAAGGCUCGAGUUUAAAGGCUGUUCAGACCGCAGCCACAUUACUGUAUGUGUGUUUUCAGAGAGAUGUUGUUGAAAUGGACAUGGAACAUGAACUGACUUCUAAUAGACAUCACUAAAACAGAAAACUGUAAACCUACGGCCACAAAUUCUGUACUGACUAUGAAGAAUUGAGGCCUCUGCGGGGAAUUCUUUCUACCACACUCAUGGAUACAAAUGCUUUCCUGUUUGCUUGCAGCAUGGCUUAUUAAUCUUCAUUGGACUGGAUGGGAUGGAAUUUAAAAAAAAAUAUAUCUAAUGAUGCUAUUAUAUAUAAUAUAGAAAAUGUGUGCGUUGACAAAACGGCCUUCUGAAGAUAAACCAGUCCUUCAGCAAUAUGGGCAUAGUGUCUUACAACAACAACUUAAAUCCUCAAAUACAAUUGUACUGAUGCACUUCUCUAUAGACACAUUUAAUGAGUCAAUGCCCUUUUUAGAGAAAUUUGGAACUCUUCUCACCCACCACCAUCCUUUUCCAUUUCAUGUGUUCUCAUAUUUUAGCUCAUAUAUAUAUUUGUUAUGGUGUCCACAACAGACAUAACUGGAGUUUGUACUUUUGAAAUUAUUGGUGUGUGUUUUUUCUUUGUGUUACUCUAGAUCUUGUACAUUCAUAAAAAAGAACAUUGCCUGGAUACUAAAAAUCCCUACUCACAAGCUCUGUAACAUGUUUGUCCUGCAUUUUGAUUUCUUUGGUUUUUGUUAUUUACGUGGGCUCUACUGAAACUAUAAUCCAUCCUUCCAAGUCAUCCUUGUUGUUUUUGGAAUUCAUUUGACAACCCAGUGUUGUGAAUGUACCAAGAGUUUCACAUGAUGUGUGAAAUAAAACCUUGCCUAAUCAAAUACACAGUUUACAGCCUGACAAUCUGGCAAAAAUAUCUUGAAAUUAAUUUUAGUUUAAAAACAUCCCAUCUUGCUCUAAACAUGUUGUCAUAGUCAGGUGGUACAUCUGAGUGAAUACGUGGCAGUAGCUAUCUCAAGAUAAAGCAGAAUGGUGUGAUCCAUAUAAAACAAUAUAUCCACUGUGUAAAAUUCUGAAAUGAUGUAUUUCCAGCUAUUUGAUUCACAAAAAAAUGCCAGUGUAAGCUGUGAUAUACAGAUAUGUUGAAAGUAUGACAUUGGAAAUAAAAUGCAGUUUUUUUAUAUUUAUGUUUUGUGUGGUCAAACAACAUGAACUCUCACGAUAUAUUAACCGAUUAAACAUUGUGUUUGCUAAUGUUCAGUUUGCGAAUGUAUCUGCUAAUGCUCUGCCAUUUGCUGACGGCUUUGUGCCACCUGCCAUAGUCUAGAAGAGUUGUCGCAUAAUUGUGUUUUCUUUUAGCAGGCAGUAUAAUGUGUGUUGUAAUUUGCUUUCACAUGAGAAUGAAUUGGGGACAGAAAAAUAAUUGUGUGCACUUAAUACCCUGUGAUUUCAAGACUGAUUGAAAUGGAAUAGCGAAUAAUCAGAUCAAAUAAACAUUUUCAUCUGUGUCA